UAGGGUUUGUAAACACUUCAGUCAGGACGCGGCUCAUCGCCUCAAACACGAUCCGUAUGUUCCCGGGCAACCUGCAACACAGAGUGACGCCAAGUCUGUACGACUUUACCGGCAAACGACAACUGUUCAGGUAUGAAGACUCCCUUGAGCCCCACCCAGGUGAUUGAAAAUGGACAGCUGCUUCUCGUGUUCCCUGACAUGCAGCUACAGCAGGAGAAGAAGAAGGUGCUCUACUCCCUCUGUGAAGUCUGCAACAUCCAGCUACACUCGGCUGCGCAGGCACAGGUCCACUACAACGGCAAGUCACACCUCAAAAGGGUCAAACAGUUGAAUAACGGAGAGCUGCCUGCAGCGAGUGUCAGCACGGCCCCUGCUCCUCUUAGCAGUGCUAGUCAAGGAAAUUCCUGUCAUAGCAACACACUCCCCGCGUUGGUCCGGACUUCAUCUCUAAUGAUGCAGUCCACUCUGGACAUGAAGCCUUUCAUGACCUUCCCUGUGGAGAACUCCUCUCCAGUUGGCCUGUUCCCCAAUUUCAAUACGAUGGACCCUGUCCAGAAAGCCGUAAUCAACCACACAUUUGGAGUCUCCAUUCCACCCAAGAAGAAACAAGUUAUUUCCUGCAACAUCUGUCAGCUCCGCUUUAAUUCAGAUAGCCAAGCCGAGGCGCACUACAAAGGCAGUAAACAUGCCAAGAAGCUCAAAGCACAGGACUCCACGAAAAAAAAGCAGAAAAGUGCUGCCGCCCAGGACAGCAGCACAAAGACAAUCACCAACACCGCCACAACUUCCACCAUCUCCUGCACUGCAGUCACUGCCAGCAGCCCUGAGCAACCAGAGGCUGUCUAUGGAGUUAGGAUGAAAAAAAGGUGCAUUUCAAACUGUUCUGAGACCAGUGCAGACAGACAGCACACUGGAGAGAAAAAUGGAGAGCCAUUGGCAGCACACAAAGUCCCUGCCUCCCCACAAGCCUUUGUGCCAGCUCCCACUGCGCCCGUUGUGGCAUUAGUGCCUAGCCCUUGCAAGACAGCACCCACGCAUGUCAGCCCAUCCACUGAGCCGGCAGGGCACGCCGCGACCCUGAAAAACACCUCCAAACCAGCGUCAGUGCCAACGACCCUGUCAGAGCCCAGCGUGGAGUCUGAGGAAGAGAAAGCAAAGAAGCUCCUGUACUGCUCGCUGUGCAAAGUGGCUGUCAACUCUCUCUCACAGCUGGAGGCGCACAACACAGGUUCAAAGCACAAAACUAUGCUGGAAGCACGAAAUGGAGCUGGCCCCAUUAAGGCCUACCCCAGACCAGGGUCCAAACUCAAAGUGCAGGCCACACAAAUUAACAAAGGCUCAGGCUUACAAAACAAGACGUUUCAUUGUGAAAUCUGUGAUGUCCAUGUCAACUCAGAAAUCCAACUUAAACAGCAUAUCUCCAGCAGGCGACAUAAGGACAGAGUGGCUGGCAAACCCACAAAACCCAAGUACAGCCCGUAUAACAAGCAGCAACGGAGCUCCAACUCUCUGGCAGCAAAACUCGCCCUGCAGAACGACUUGGUGAAGCCCAUUUCAUCGGCGUUCCUCCCCACACCCUUCUCACCCACCACAGUCCCCUCCAUCUCCCUCCACCCUCGUCCUAGCACCUCCAUCUUUCAGACGGCCACACUUCCACCCUCCUUUCUGCGCGCUGCUCCGGGACCGAUUCGACACACCGCAGGCUCCAUCCUAUUUGCGCCUUACUGAGCCCUCACGCCGCAUGGACGUGACCGACCAUGUUGGAACAGAUGUUUCUCAAGCUAUGCCAUGCUACACGCUGUUCAACGAACUGCAGAUCUUAAAAUAAUUGUGUAUUUAUUGAAACUUUAUCCUCAACUGUCCUCACGAUCAGAAACCCAGGAAGGAUGUCGUCUUAGUGAGGGCUUUUUACAUUUGAAAAGAAAAAAAAAGACAAAAAAGAAAAGAAAAAGUGUUGAACUGCUUCCUGAAAGACUUGAAUUAUCAUGGUCUUCCUUUUCAACUGAACCAACAACUCUGGACAAGCACAUGCCAUUAGGCAAAGGUUCUCAAUCUAGGAGUCGCAACCCUGCAUGGGAUCAUGCAAGUUUUUUAUGAUUCUAUUUUUGGUUUAUUAAGACAUUUAAUAACAUAUUAAAGGAACUGUUAGUGAUUUUUUUUUUCAUGAAAUGACACACAAGAAAACGUCCUUAUUACCUGUCAGAUUUAACUGAAAUAGGUGCCCUGAAAUACCACACCUGUUUCUGUAACAGCCCUAGGCUCUGUAAACAGCCAGAUUCUUUGUUUAGCCAAUCAGAAAACUUUGAAGCACUUUCUGCCUGUCAACCAUUCUGCAUGUUCACAGGACAGCCCAUAUAUGGGCAGCAGGAAGCUGAGAGCUUGUCUUUGGUGGUGGGGUUUUGGAAAGGGGGGUGUGUCUAAUUUAAUGGCUUAGUCUUGUGGAAGUUCCAGAACAGCUAAAAUCGCUUACAGCACUAUUAAGUAAAUAUGAAUUCAUUAAUAAUUAAUUUGAUUGUUUUAAUAUUUUUAGUUUUUACUCAUAUUAAAUAAAAAUAAUAUUUUUAAUAAAAAAAGAUAAUUAUUAUUUAAUAUUAGUAUUAUUAGUAUUAUUUUGAUAGCCUAGGCUGGACCUAUAAAUAAAAUAUGCAGCUUCUCUUGUACUUAAAUUAUUAUGUGAAAUGUGAGCUACACCUUGACCCGGAUGCAAAGGUGAAUCCAGUGUAUCUACUCCUGUGCAUCCCUGAAGGGAUUUAAGUUUGCCGCAAAAGCGAAUACAAAGAAGUGUCACUGGGCUCCCUAAAACUGCUUAUACUAUUCAUUAGAACUUACCUGCAUUUUUUUUUUUUUUUCAUCCAAGUUGGAUAUAACAGCAGAGAGUGAAAGCUUCAGCACGACACACAAGCCCAGCCCUCUCAAUAGACAGGGUAGACAUUUGAUGUAGUUAUUGUUGCAGAAUCAAUAACAAUAAAAUUGACCAAAUGAUUAAAUAGUUAAAAGAGUUUUGGAAAAUAAAAAAUGGGUCGCGACCCAAAAAAGGUUGAGAACCCCUGCCAUAAUGCCUUGUCAAAAACAAUCCCAAAUCUUACCAUAGGACAAUAUGUGUUCAGUCAAUGGCUUGAUGUUGUCAGGGAGUCUAUGAUGCAGUUUUGGCCUAUGUGCUGUCUUGUAUUGUGUAGUCAAUAAGCUCAUCCAUCAGUACUUGAGUGCUGUUUUCCUCCUUUUAUCUGCCAGGAAUCAGCAUUUCUCUUUUCAUCAUGUGUUUUGGUUCCUCUCUUUGUCAUAUAAGUAGAUUUAGUCUGUUUUUAUCAUGAAACACUCUUUUCUGCAAUAGGAAAACUGUGGGCCUUUCAUCGUCUGUGAUAUCCUUAUUUGUCACGAGACUGUACUAAUGUGCAGCUCUCUGGUGAUGCAAUAAUGUAUAGAUCAUUCAAUAUUGAUAUUCUUCAUAGUGUAUUUAAUGUUUACCUACCAGGUUGCAAUACUAGUUGUAUUUUAUGAGCUGGAAGGGGUACGUUAUUUGGUACAUUAUUUUUAGAGAGAGAGAAAUUUCCAUUCACUGAAAGUUCUUUAUUUGGCUGUGGAAUUUCUUAGUCCAUAGUAUAUAUGUUUGUAUGUUUGAGAGUCUGUACAUAAAGAUACUACAUUUUCAAUAAAAUAAUAUAUUUAAUUGAUUUCUUCCAAAA
Myxocyprinus asiaticus (Chinese sucker) is the source of this 3683-nucleotide messenger RNA. Its product is annotated as zinc finger protein 385B-like. Gene Ontology annotation, molecular function: zinc ion binding; nucleic acid binding. NCBI's taxonomy places the organism in Eukaryota, Metazoa, Chordata, Actinopteri, Cypriniformes, Catostomidae. Bases 133 to 1728 code for a protein of 531 amino acids. The record is from RefSeq and is a predicted model, not a curated record. Gene Ontology annotation, cellular component: nucleus. The transcript is spliced from 10 exons.